Messenger RNA from Saccostrea cuccullata (small rock oyster), 3763 nucleotides. RefSeq names its product RNA helicase Mov10l1-like. Gene Ontology annotation, molecular function: helicase activity. The record is from RefSeq and is a predicted model, not a curated record. Gene Ontology annotation, cellular component: cytosol; P granule. Lineage: Eukaryota; Metazoa; Mollusca; Bivalvia; Ostreida; Ostreidae. The transcript is spliced from 22 exons. The coding region runs from base 120 to 3446 and encodes 1108 amino acids. Gene Ontology annotation, biological process: regulatory ncRNA-mediated post-transcriptional gene silencing.
GAUCAAGACUUUUAGCGCCAUUUGUGAAAAUGAAACUAGAUAUUUCUUUGCGGUGAUUUCAACAAAAGUUCAAUGUUGUUCUCGUUUAGAAAGACAGAAUUAUAACACUUAAAAGGACAAUGUUUUCAGCAUUUGCCAAAUUAAUAAGUUUCAUUUUGAAUGAUGAAGAAGAUGUUUCAGAAAACAAUGGAUUAUCAGCACAAGAAUUAAAUGAUGAAGACAAAGGAUUUGAUUGCACAGAUGAGAAAGAAGGAUUAUCUAAGAAUUCACAUGGAAAGGUGACUCACGUUUACAAUGAUUAUGGUCUUAUCGAUGGUGAGAUCUUUUUCACAAUCCAAACUGUCUUGUCAGAAAAAAGACUUGGUCUAGGUGAAGAAGUCAGUUACGUCGCAAAACGGGAGACCCUGGGCUCAGGUUGGCGCGCGACUCAGGUUGCCUUAGCAACCAGCUGGGAUUUUGAUGAAGAUGAUAAGGAGGAUAAAUCAAUAGUGGGGAUCAUCGAAAAAUUUAAUGGGGAAUUUGGAACCAUUAACGGACAGAUCCAGUUCAGUGUGUCGGCAGUAACCUUGGAAAACUAUGUUCCGUGUGUAGGGGACUACGUCACAGUGGAUGUGAUGAGGGUUUGUGGUUUGUUGGAGGCAAGCAAUAUUAAGCCGCUAAGGAUGUUUGAGAAGGAGGGACAGAUCUCCGCCGUGCAGCAGGACCAUGGGUACAUUGAUGGGGACACAUUCUUCACCCUGGCUGCCUGCUGUGAUGGAUUCAGUCCUCGGAAAUGGGACAGAGUGCAAACUGUUGUCAUUGAGAGUGCCCAAGGCCAGUGUAGCUGGAGGGCUAUAUCUAUCAAACCUGUGAUUGUCAACCCCUCUCUGAGUGUAUCAGCCUUUGCUAGUCCCAUGAAGUCAAGCUUCCUUGAUGAUCUCCAAAAAAACAAAAAUGGCAUUCAUGUGUCCUUGGAGACUGAUUUUGGGAAAGUAGAUGUGGGGGAGAAGCGUAAAUUGACCGUGUGGGUCCAGAACAAAGGGGAGACAGAACAGGUGUUUCUGAGGGCUCAUCUACCACCAGAAUGUAAACAGAUCAACAUUGAAGGUGUGAAAUACUUAAGUGAGCAUACAGCCAUGAUGAAAUCUGGGAAUGUUGAAGUCAAGAAGGGGAAGAUAACUCUCUAUCCAGCUAUGUCCUUGUAUAUAAAUCUAUCACUAGAAGCAAAAUUCCCUGGAACAGAGAAACAGCUUUUGGUGGUAACUUUUGAGAAGUUCCGUAUUGGACGGUACAUCACCGCUGAAAUCGCUGAUCCAUAUCAUAGUUUGGUACCUGUAGGGCCAGUCUACAAAAGUGAACAGAAAAUGUCACCCUUCACCAGAUACAGAACCUCAGCCAAUGCAGGUCAAGGAUGGGUGGUUCCAGGUGAACGACCACAGAGGGGUGGAAGGAAACACAUUUUGAAAUUACCCAAUCGACUACCACAAUACCCUGUGCCUCAGUUACUGCGGAACUUCGUUCUCAAUGGUGACCAGCUUCUGGAAAUCUGCCCUGAGCUCACACAGGAUUUGACCACUGAGAAUUAUGUGAAGAAAAUGAAGACCCUUCUUCAUCUGGAGGAGAUACAGAUGGAUAUAGACAUCAGAGAGUUUGACUUAAGCAGGGUUCCUCUUCGACCAGUAGGGGAGUUUCUGGGGUUAGGAGUACCCGGACUGGCAGAGGGACGACCCUCAGUGUUGCUAGGAGACAAGGUCAUGCUCUCUGACCCCUCUGAUCCUCAGGGGCCUGUUUACGAAGGUUACGUGCAUGAGGUUUUUAGUGAAGAAGUUCUACUGAAAUUUAAUUCUGAUUUUCACUUGGGCUACAAUGGGAAAGACUAUAAUGUACAAUUUACCUUUAACAGGUCUUCUAUUCGGAGAUGUCAUCAAGCAGUGCAGUUUGCAGCAAAUUUGGAUGAAAAUGUUCUGUUUCCCUCCAUCGUAUGCCCUCGCCCGUCUCAGCUGAAGAGAACCUCCAGUGCUCAAUGUCUGACCGGUCCAGUAGAAAGGAAUGGUCAGAGAUCUAAUAGGACAAUGCAGUUCUUCAAUCCCAGACUAAACCAGAAACAGAAGGUGGCUGUCUCUAGGAUAUUACAUGGACAGUCUCGACCAGUGCCUUAUAUACUCUUUGGACCACCAGGUACUGGUAAGACUAUGACAGUUGUGGAGUCUAUACUUCAGGUGCUGACCCAGAUUUCACACAGUAGAAUACUGGCCUGUACACCAUCUAACAGUGCUGCAGACCUUAUUGCAGAGAGGUUACACUUGAGUGGAGUUGUGAAGACCUGUGAUAUGAUACGCCUCAAUGCAUCACAGAGGAGUCAGGAGGGUAUACCAGCCAGUAUUCUGCCAUACUGUACAACUGGGGAGGAUCUCGACAUGGCGGCCCGAUACCGUGUAGUGGUCAGUACGUGUAUCACAGCCGGGUCAUUGUGUAUGUGUGGAAUCAAGGCCGGACACUUCACACAUGUGUUUGUUGAUGAGGCCGGCCAGGCAACAGAACCAGAGUGUUUGAUCGCUGUCAACUUUGCUGCUGGGGAAAACUGUCAGGUAACUUUGGCUGGGGAUCCCAUGCAGCUGGGACCAGUCAUAAGGUCAAAGUUUGCUAAAGGUUAUGACCUUGACCUUUCUUUCUUGGAAAGGCUAGUGGAAACACCAAUAUAUGCCAGAGAUGAAGCCAAGUUUUCUGACCAUGGGGCAUAUGACCCACUUCUAGUCACAAAAUUAGUAGAUAAUUAUAGAUCUCAUGAAGCUAUACUGACUUUGACAUCAAAACUAUUUUACUAUGAUGAGUUGAGGGAGUUAGCAGAUAGAGAACUUACACAUUCCCUUUGUCAAUGGACAGCCCUGCCCAGAAUGGGCUUCCCUGUCAUAUUCCAUGGAGUCAGGGGUGAGGAUCUGAGGGAGGGAAACAGUCCCUCCUGGUUUAACCCUGCUGAGGUUGUACAGGUUGUGAGGUACCUACAGGGGGUACAGCAGGAACAGUCAGUAGCUCCUGAGGACAUUGGUAUUAUCACACCCUACAGAAAACAGGUGGAAAAGAUUCGUCUCUUGAUUGACAAGCUGGGAAUGGAGAGGGUCAAAGUGGGGUCUGUAGAAGAAUUUCAAGGUCAGCAGAGGAAGGUCAUCAUCAUAUCCACUGUUCGAGCCAAUGAGAGAAUGAUUGGGUUUGAUAAGAAGCAUACGCUAGGUUUCCUCAGUAACCCCAAGAGAUUUAAUGUUGCCAUCAGUAGGGCACAGGCUCUCCUGAUUAUUGUAGGCAAUCCUUAUGUCUUAGCUCAGGACAAAUACUGGCAGGUGCUUAUUCAAUACUGUAUUGAGAAUGGUGCAUAUUGUGGGUGUGACAUUCCAGAGCUCCUCCCACAGGACAUUUCCACCAAUCAUAUACAAAAAGAUAAUGAAUCUGGGAAGUCAGAAGUUCAGACCUAGCCAAUUAAAGUAGAAGGAUAUUAUUUUAUGACAAUACAGAGUAGGCCUGAGUAUCGCAAGCUAUCUAACGAUAUGAUACAUAUCACGAUAUGGUCUUGUGAUACAACAUGUAUCAUGAUAAAGCUGUUAAUAGUUGAAUUAAAUGAUAUCUUUAAUUAUUCUUGCUUGUUAACCUCCGCAGUUAAAGAAAAUAUAAAAAAAAAUAUCUUGAGACCCAUAAUCAAAGUUAUUUAUAGAUGGGCAUAUAGUCUUAGCAUUAUAUUUUUUCAUUGUUACCUUGUUUUCAAUCAUUUUGUAACAUUAAAAUUUUCGGUUUU